CUAUAAUCUCCUGACCUGCUAGAACUGCUGUAUAAUACCAUAAGCCCUCAUAGAAGAAUUUCAUUUUCAAGCUUAGAUCUGGCUAAGGUGCAUGCUCUUCGUCCGCGACAUGGCUUCCUUACUCCCUUGGCCGUUCUCCAUACUCUCCGGGUCAGAGCCUGAAAAGGCUGACAAUGACAAGAAAGGCCUGCAACGCGAGAAAUCUGUGUCUAAGUUGCUGCAACACUAUGAGGCUAACGGCAAGCCCCCACCAUCUGCUCGCGUGGAUCCAAAAGUGAAACAACAGGAGAGCCAACCGUUCAGUAUAUGGGACCUCUGGAAGUAUGGUGCAUUCGCCGCCACAAAAACUAAAGACAUCGUCGGCGAUGUUAUAGCCCACCAGUUAUGGGGUCCUCGGAGGAAGUCGUGGGGCAUUGAAAUGACACUGCUGACCAGCUUCAUGCGGAAUGCUGGUAAGCACUCGCAGCUAGUGGACAUCGCGACCAUCCGCAUGCUCAUGAGCAUUGGGGGGUUGGCGCCCUUGCCCUCGGACGCUCUUGUUACCCCCGUGACCUUCCGCGUCAAGAAGCGCAAACUACGGGGAAUUCUUGCUGAGUACGACGAAGCCGAGGAUGGCACACGUGAGCUGUCCGGCGAGUGGGUGGUCGGGAAGAAGCUCUGGAAGAGGUUGCAGGCUGAAUGGAAGCUCUCGCGCAAGAAGAGCUCCGGUUCGACUUCGUCGGAACCUGAUUUAAACCAGCCUAAGCGUAAAGAAAGGGUCAUACUUUACUUGCAUGGAGGCGCCUACUAUGUGUUUAGUGCAGCUACACAUCGCCUAAUAACUAUACCCCUCUCUAAAUAUAGCGAUGCUAGAGUCUUUGCAAUCGACUACCGGCUUGCUCCUGAAACUCGCUUCCCUGGUCCUUUGCAUGAUGCAGUGUCCGCCUAUUUCAGGCUGAUCGACGAUCUGCAUAUCCCGCCCGAGAACAUUUUAAUUGCCGGUGAUAGCGCUGGUGGGGGUUUGACCCUUGCUCUCCUCAUGUACCUGCGGGACAACAACUACCCACUCCCGGCCGCUGCAAUCUGCUUCUCCCCAUGGGUCGAUCUUACCAUGAGCUGUGAAUCCUGGGACACCAACGCAGAGUUCGAUGUAGUCCCGAGACCGAAUUUGGGCGACCACCUCGACCCGGUAGCUUGCUACCUGGGAGAGCAUAUGGAAAGAUAUUUGACGCAUCCAUAUGCCAGUCCGCUGUUCGGAGACUUCAAGGGUCUUCCCCCUUUGCUCGUGACAGCUGGAGACGCAGAAGUCCUCCGGGACGAAAUCACACUGCUCGCGCACAAAGCAAGUUUAGCGGGUGUUGAAGUCCGACAUGAGUUGUAUGAGGACGCUAUCCACGUGUUUCAGAUGUUCCCGUUCUUCGACGCUACCCGCAAAUCCUUCGAAUCGUGCCGUGAAUUUGUCCGCGACGUCAUGCAGGCACAUACACCUCAGUUCUUGGACGAGGCGGCAGAAGCCGAGCUCGAGCAAGAGAUCGACAACGACAAGGCGCGCAUGGUCCGGGGUGACGGUCUCGAGACCUCUGCGCCUACCCAUGACGUGGAGAAGGAAAAGCGCGACGCGGAGGCGCGCGCGGAAGCUGAAGCACGGUCGAGCGACGAGGAUCCAAGCUGGGGGCCGACCAAGGAGUCGCCGUGGCCGUCUCCGCCAGCGACUGACGAGGAGGACGGCAGUGACACCGAGGCGCCCGGCGGCAAAGGGCGGGCAACGACGCCUUCCAGUGGUCGCGGGACCCCAUCCAAGAGCCGCUUGCGUCGCAUUGGGUCUGCGUUGUCGUUCCUGGGCGAGAAAGCGGCGCGGAACCACCAUCGAACUCUGUCCAAUCGGUCACAUAGGGACCCCACGGAUGACGAGGAGAACGACCACCAUCAGUCGUCCAAGUUCCAUGUCCCACAUCCUCACGUGCGUAUGUCGGCCUUCAAUAUCACUCCAUCUACGGUGAGACCGCCCAAGCCGUCCAUACGACGGUCGACUUCGAGCCAUGCCGAUAUCUCCACCCUCUGCAAACAGUGGGAGACGUCGGGGCCAGCUAAUAGGACUGUCAGCUUCAGGCAUGCCGACGGUGGUCCCUCCGGGGGCCGGUCCAAGUCUAAAUCCUUCUCUCUUACGGGAAGAUAAGGAUUUCGGCAUUUCUCACUUUCACGCACGUAUACCUUCCUGCCAGUAUUCAUGCUACCUGUCAUCUCUGUAAUCUCACGGACUGGUUGUAUAGCAUCAUCUCUCGCAUUCACUAUUGCAAUACGGACAGAACAUCCA
Messenger RNA from Gloeophyllum trabeum ATCC 11539, 2293 nucleotides. RefSeq names its product alpha/beta-hydrolase. The transcript has 7 exons. The coding region runs from base 92 to 2155 and encodes 687 amino acids. The record is from RefSeq and is a predicted model, not a curated record. Lineage: Eukaryota; Fungi; Basidiomycota; Agaricomycetes; Gloeophyllales; Gloeophyllaceae. Gene Ontology annotation, molecular function: hydrolase activity.